GGGGCUAGGGUGCAUUGUUCUUUGGCUGUGUGUGCAUGACUAAACGGCAUGACAAAAUAAUCGUAAUUUCCCCCCUUUUUCCUUUUAACUCCUACCUUUUGGCUGUGGCUUACUGGUAGCCGGUUUAGGGGAGGUUAACAUUUAAUUAGUCAAGUAAACGAUCCGUUUUAAUAUUAAUAGCAGAUUUUAUAGAAACCGCCUUUAAUCUUUAUAUUAAUGAAACGUCUGCCAGGUUCUCAUUUGAGCGCAGUUUGCAGGGUGAAGUGCCAGAUGACCGGGUUUGGUAAAAUCUCCUAAGACAGCCGUAGUGUGACCUCUACCCCAUUGCCUUUUCCCCUCCCCCGCCCUGAUACACAGUAACCACGGCGAUGACCCACCUGCCCAGCAGCUCAGUCCGCGACCACAUGAAAUGGGCAGGACUGCUGGGCUGUGAGGCUGUCCUCUCGAGCAUGGCUUUGAUGCAGGCCAGCUCCAUGGCCGGGCAGAAGAAGAUGAUGUCCCCACUGGGCCAUGGACAGAGAGAGAGUCCUGAACGUGCUCCACAGAGUCACAUGAUCCUGCCGUCUGGAAUGAGCUGCCCGCCCCUGCUCAUCCGUAAGGAAGGAGACUUCCACUCAGCCCGACUGUUGGAUGACAAGGAAAUGCGGGAGAGUGAGGACUCACAGCUGAAAAAGAAGAACAGGAAAUCAGGAACGCCCUGCAAAGUGGUGGUCGUGGAUGAGAAUGGCGAAUGUCCCUUGUCCAAAGUGCAGAAGAACUUCAUCUGUGAGCACUGUUAUGGGGCCUUCCGGAGUGGCUAUCACCUGAAGCGGCACAUCCUUAUUCAUACAGGGGAGAAGCCGUUUGCCUGUGACAUGUGUGACAUGAGAUUUAUUCAGCGCUACCACCUGGAGAGACACAAGCGUGUUCACAGUGGGGAGAAGCCCUACCAGUGCGAGCGCUGUCAGCAGACCUUCUCGAGAACGGACCGGCUGCUCCGACAUCGACGGCUUUGCGGGGGCCAGGGGGUCCCAGGGGUUGCCAAGGGGGAGAACCAGCCUUGUUGUGAGCAGAGAUCGUACCCCCAAGAACCUCCUAACCCCACUGCUGCCUGGAGCUCCGUGCACCCCCCCUCAGGGGACAAGCCGUUCGCGUGUGACAUUUGUGACAUGCGGUUCACCCAGCGCUACCACCUGGGGAGACACAAGAGAAUCCACAGUGGGGAGAAGCCCUACCAGUGUGAGCGCUGUCAGCAGACCUUCUCGAGAACGGACCGGCUGCUGCGACAUCGACGCCUUUGCGGGGGCCAGGGGGUCCCGGGGGCUGCCAAGGCGGCGACCCAGCCGUGCUACGAGCCAAGACCGUACCCCCAGCAACCUCCUAACCCCACUGUUUCCUGGAGCACCCUGCACCCCCCUUCAGGGGACAAGCCGUUCGCGUGUGACAUUUGUGACAUGCGGUUCACCCAGCGCUACCACCUGGGGAGACACAAGAGAAUCCACAGUGGGGAGAAGCCCUACCAGUGUGAGCGCUGUCAGCAGACCUUCUCGAGAACGGACCGGCUGCUGCGACAUCGACGGCUUUGCGGGGGCCAGGGGGUCCCGGGGGUCCCUGGAAUCCCAGCUGCCCCCAAGGCGGCGGCCCAGCCGUGUUACGAGCCCAGGCCGUACCCCCAGGAGCCCCCAAACCCCGCUGUGGCCUGGAGCGCCCUGCAUCUUCUGUCUGGUCGCCUGCCGAUCUGACCGUCCUUCUCUCCAGCAGACCUCCACCCCAGGAAGACACAGCGAGCAAACGCGUACAGGCAGAAGGCCGCCAUUCCCUGAUCCAUGUUGAUAUUGCAGCUUUAGUCAAGUUUGUGUUUGUGCUGAAACUAUGUAAUAUUACUAUUAUUAUUUUAAUAUUAGUUAUGUUUUAAAAAGAUAAGUUUCACCCUAGUUGACAACGCCUCGUUUUUUACCAAGAGACUGAGUGCGGUUAAUAGACGGUCUUCCUGUUUGUACCCCUGCCAGCCCCUCCCCCUUCCUGUUUGUACCCCUGUCAGCCCCUCCCCCUUCCUGUUUGUACCUCUGUCAGCCCUGCCCCCCUUCCUGUUUGUACCCCUGUCAGCCCUGCCCCCCUUUCCACAUCUGUGCCAUGCAGAUAGGAGGAGAUAGGAGGAGUCUCACCUUCACUUACCAGUUACUCACAGGUGCCUCUCAGAUGUGAGUAUCUGCCAGGAGUAGGCAGUCAUGCAGUACCUCCUGGCCCAACUCUCUCCCUCCCUUGGCAGGAUGAUAUGAAUUUGAUUUGUUGCUAUGGGCUCCAUGUCGCGAUCAGUCACUGACAGUCUAGAUCUGAACUGCGAUUUGGUCUCCAGAAGUUUUCUAUAUACCUGUUUUAAAAACCUUUGAGUACCUAAUAAUUUAAUGAUUAUGAUGGUACUGGAAAAAAAUAUUAUGUAAGAGGUAACUAUCUAAUAAUUGUGGCUCUGUUGAAAGUUAAACUACUACAAACAUAGGCUAAAAAGGAUAUUUUGACAAAAUAGCACAUCGCUUUUAAAAAAGUAACCAGACAUGAGUCAGGUGAAAAUGACAAAUAAUCUUUGGUCAUGGGAACAUCAUGAAACUGCAGCAUACAUCAUAACUGAUGACCCAGACCAUGAUACAGAAGGUGAUUUCUUUUUUUUAUAAACACAUAUAUCUGUUCAUUAAAUAACAAGAAAAUGACAAAGUUUUGUGGCAUUCAGAAUUAUAUACACUUUUAACAUCUGUCCAUUGUUUAACACAAACAUUGCCAUUGUAACUGAAAACUUGUAGUUGGGUUUUUACUUCUCCAAAGUAACACUUCAGAGCUGGAGUGGUCUUAGUCCUUUGGUGUGUCAGUCUUUGUGUAGUAAUACCUUGGACAUGACUGACACUCUUGUUGUGGUAGGAGGAACCUGAAUUGGGACAUUGUAUUUCACUGUAUGCAAGAGACAGACCUUCAGAAUCACAUAGCUCUCUUAUCACUCACAGAUACUUUGCUUACACCUCAGAUUUCUGUAAUUAUGUAUUUAAAGUAGAAACAUGGUGAAAUCUGAGAGUGGAUUGUGUAUUAUGGGUUUGAGUUCCAUGGUCUGUAAUGUAUAAUAUUCUAAUCCCACUUUGCGUCUUCAUAUCUCAGUCUGGUUACUGCUUUUUGGAUGCUUGUGCAGACUGGUAUUGUUGUCUAAGUUACUGGUGGAUGCCGCUCCCUCAGUAUUACAGAGAUGCCCUCGGCCCCGUUGGUGGUUAUCUUGGUGGGUGAUUCCUGUCAUGAGAACAUGUAGGCGUGUGGGUAUGUGAUGCCACACUAGUGUCACCAGGUGUGACCCACUGUGGAGACACUGCUGCCAGGUCACCAUUAAAGGUCACCCAUUGUGCUACUUUGUAUCAGAUCUUAUGGAAAUCGAGCCCAGCUUAAUGAGCAAUGAGGUUUUCAGAUUGAAGAUCAUGCAAACGACAAGGGAGAGAGGCAAGGCGAAGGCUUGGUAGAUGUAUCCUUGUAUAAUGAUAAUUCUGUUAACGAACCUCAAGAACUAUGGUUUUCUAGUCUAUUUUUAAACACUGGAGUAUAAAAACAGUUCAAUAUUGGGUGUAUUCAUUUCUUUAUAGACCGUUAUUUUUUGUCUUAAGAAAAUGAAAUCUUUUUGUUUUUUUAACGAUAAAUGAGUGACCAGUACUUGGAUAUUAGUAUUGUGUUAGUAAUUUAAGGUUUAAAUUGAGUUCUGUUGGCUGGGAUGAAAGGUUGGGGGGGGGGAUAUAGUACCUCAGAAAAUGGUAGUUUUCAUACUGCUUUCCUUCCUCAUUUUUAGCAAAUGGGUUUUGGUAGGAAUUGUAGAAAGCAAAUACAAUAGUCCUGCAGAUAAUAGGUAGUGUGUUUUUUUUGUUAUUCAUAGUAUUGCAUGCAGAGUUUUGCUAAAUAGAUAUUAAUUCUUUGAUUUAGUAAAGAAGGAUUUGGGUAAAACUUUUUUAUUGUUAUCAUGGUAAUUGUUAAAACAGAUAAAAUAAUAUGUACUCUCUUAAGACCCACAUUUAUGUUUUAUGGAGUGAAGAACAGAGUUUCCCUUAUAAUAAAAUUAAUUACUUUUUAAGACUU
This is a messenger RNA of Paramormyrops kingsleyae, 4074 nucleotides long. The record is from RefSeq and is a predicted model, not a curated record. NCBI's taxonomy places the organism in Eukaryota, Metazoa, Chordata, Actinopteri, Osteoglossiformes, Mormyridae.